UAUAACCGCCGCGGCGAAAACUUACAUUCUGUAAUCUCUCGAUCGCUUAUAUCGUUAAUAAAAGGAUUAGCUCCGUUCACCCCCAAAAUCUCGUAUAUUAUCAUUGUUACAACCUAGGUACAAACAAUUGGCGCCCACCGUGGGGCUAGUUCGAAGCUAUCCUUUUUUGACGAGACAAUGAACACUGAAUCUCAAACGCUCCGCGACGACAUGACGGACACCUCGAGCGACCGAGGAACUGACAUCGGCGCGCCAGCAGCGCCCGACGCGCCAGGAUUACCUCCCUUGAACCCAGUAGCUGUCCGCGCCGAGCUAGAUCCCUCGCGCCGCCUCUUGUUCACACCUAACACAGGGAUGGAGUCUGAUGCUGCUCACGCCGUCCCGGCUCCUGGGGCACCUACCACACUCGUCGUAGCCGCCGCAGCUGGAGCAGCCGCCGCAGUAGGAGCAACCGAAUGCACCGCACCAGGACAUGCCCGAGCCGCACACCAAGGCACCCACAUGGACGACCUCGUUCAGACCAUCCUGGAUAGGCUCGACAACCAAGACGCGCGGACCACAGAACGGAUCGACGCCCUCGUAGCAGCACAGGUCGCUUCCCAGAGCCAGAUCGAACGACUACGACGCCGAAGACGUACUUCCCAACCCCACGAUAACCAAGAAGAGCUGCAGUCUCCACGAACCCCGGUAGCCGGAGGCAUAGAGGUUGAACGACGCGGCCCAGCAUCUAUCAUCGUCGGAUCCAUCGACGAACAUCCUCGCCAGAAUCUGCCGCACGGCGAAAACAUGCAGAGCGCCCCCAAUUUGCCGCACGGCCAUAUUAUGCAAAGCGCCCAGAACAUGCACUACGGCCCCAACUUGGCGAGCGCCCAUCAUUCACAGCACGGUCACCAUCUGCAAAGCGGCCAUCAUCUUUUGACCGGGCAUAAUCAGCCGAGCGGGCACAAUCUGCUUAGCAACCGAGCCGCGGACUCCGGACGACUCUUGCCUGGUCGACCCUUUACCGAUGACAACCAUUCUCAUGAUCAGGAGCUUACACGGUUGAACGCCUUAAUAAGAGACAUGUCCUCAAAAAUGCAUCGGGCCACUACCGCGGCACCGGAACUAGAAAAGGUUUUGGAAGAGACACAACGCUCGCCGUUCACAGCGCGCCUCUCGGCUGUCCAUGUUCGUUAUGUUAACAAAGUUAAUCUGGUCCCAUACAACGGCCUCACCGACCCGAAAAUCUUCCUCAAGUCAAUGUGCAUCGCCAUCAAUCGCGCGCAUUUCACCGCUGAAGAAAGCGACGCUGGGAGUUGCCAACUGUUCGUGGAAAAUUUGACAGGGGACGCGCUAAAUUGGUUCUCACGACUCGAAGUUAACUCAAUCAAUAGCUAUCGCGAACUAACGGCCGUUUUCCUACAACACCACUCGGUUUUCAUGAUCAAGGAAGCCACGAACGCCGAUCUUUGGACCAUGUCUCAGAAAGAGAGCGAACCGCUUAGAACAUUUAUUGAGAGGUUCAAGAAGGUUGUGUCUAACAUAGCCAUUACCGAUGAUGCGGCAAUCGGCGCCCUUCGAAAUGCUUUAUUAUUCGGGUCACGGUUCAGGGAAGACCUUAUUAUCGCUCGGCCCUCCACACUGGACGAUGCUCUGCACCGAGCCAACCGUUAUAUCGAGAUCGAAGAAGAGAAGGCCGCAAUGGUGGAUCGCCAGCCGAAAGCAUCUAACUCAAAGGGCAAAGCU
Molecule: messenger RNA, 1725 nt
Organism: Arabidopsis lyrata subsp. lyrata
Lineage: Eukaryota; Viridiplantae; Streptophyta; Magnoliopsida; Brassicales; Brassicaceae
Exons: 1
Source: RefSeq, a predicted model, not a curated record